Molecule: messenger RNA, 331 nt
Organism: Paramecium sonneborni
Lineage: Eukaryota; Ciliophora; Oligohymenophorea; Peniculida; Parameciidae
Source: the annotation of a GenBank genome assembly
AUGCUAUCUUAAUAAUGUUAAAAUUUUAUUCAAUUAAUUGAGAAUGGAUUAUCUUAUUAUGGAAGUUUAAUUUUGAGCUGGUAAGAUAACCAAUUCUUCAAAAUAAUGCUAUUUUAUAUAAAAAUUAUAAAUUUAGAAGACUUAAAACUUAUGAUUUUGCAAAUCAUCCUGAAAAACUUUGAACUAAGAAAUUUGAUAAAUUACUUGAACUUCUAUCUGUUCAAAAGAAAUAUGACAGAGAAAUAUUAUUUAUUUAUCUCUUCCAUCAAGAUUGAUUGAUCAUGACUGGAGAUCCCUCUUGAUUAAUCCAUCAAGAUUAUUAAAUCUAAUC